AUGGGACUCGAAAGCACGUGCAUCGCUGAGGCCGGCCAGGGCCCUGAGGCCGGCGAGCCCGAUAACGUUAGUGCCGGUGAACAACAACACUUCCAGGAUAACGUUAGUCCCCGUGAACAACAACGCUUCCAGGAUAACGUUAGUGCCCGUGAACAACAACACUUCCUGGAUAACGUUAGUGCCCGUGAACAACAACACUUCCAGGAUAAGGUUAGUUCCCGUGAACAACAACACUUCCAGGAUAAGGUUAGUGCCCGUGAACAACAACACUUCCAGGAUAAGGUUAGUGCCCGUGAACAACACUUCCUGGAUAACGUUAGUGCCCGUGAACAACAACACUUCCAGGAUAACGUUAGUGCCCGUGAACAACAACACUUCCAGGAUAACGUUAGUGCCCGUGAACAACAACACUUCCAGGAUAAGGUUAGUGCCCGUGAACAACAACACUUCCUGGAUAACGUUAGUGCCCGUGAACAACAACACUUUCUGGAUAACGUUAGUGCCCGUGAACAACAACACUUCCAGGAUAACGUUAGUGCCCGUGAACAACAACACUUCCUGGAUAACGUUAGUGCCCGUGAACAACAACACUUCCAGGAUAACGUUAGUGCCCGUGAACAACAACACUUCCUGGAUAACGUUAGUGCCCGUGAACAACAACACUUCCAGGAUAACGCUGGUGCCCGUUAA
Molecule: messenger RNA, 690 nt
Organism: Eriocheir sinensis (Chinese mitten crab)
Lineage: Eukaryota; Metazoa; Arthropoda; Malacostraca; Decapoda; Varunidae
Product: sex-determining region Y protein-like
Exons: 2
Coding region: 1-690 (229 amino acids)
Source: RefSeq, a predicted model, not a curated record